AGGACGCCAGCGCGCCGACGAGAGACGCCCGCACCAGCCGCCACCUUCACCGCUCUCGCCAGAUCACUCCCCCAUGGCCGCCGCUCGCUGCCUGAUGUGGUCGCUCGUCGCCUGGUCGCUCGUCGUCUGCCUCGUCUCAGGCUACGGCGAGGACGGAGAGGACGACUACGGGGAGGAGGAGACGCCUCUAGACGCCCUGAUGGACGCGCGGGAGCGGCGCGCCGAGGCGCUGCCCGCGGACGCGGCCGGCGACUCCAGGUGGACGCUGGGGCUCGGUAAGCGUCCGGCCCGGUUCUCGCCCUACCUGAGCGUGGGGGUGCUGAGCAACAUGCAGAACUUCUUCGAGAACCUGCGGAACAACCUGGAGAGCCUGGAGACUCUGCCCGCCGAGGAGAAGGAUGUCCUGCUGGGCAGGAACAUGCCGUCCGCAGACAACGACCGCAGCAUGCGGCCGCGCGCCACCGCCGCCUACCUGCACGCGCUGCGCAACCACCGGCCGUCGCACAAGAUCCGCAACUUCGUGUCGGCGCCCGAGCCGGCCAGCCUGCGCAACAGCAACAUGCACGACCCCAACUACCUGUGGACCGGCCUGGGCAGGAGGCGCUGAGCGCCCGACCUCCCAGCCUCGCUCGUUCCCUCGUUCACCCUCAAGGCCCCUCCGCAAUCAGCGCAGCACUGUCACAGCACUAUACCGCAUACACGUGCGACUCUUCUGCAGGGUCUGUCUGGUGGAAGGUUCAAAUUCAAAUACGUAGUGACUUAUUGCUCAAUAGAAAAUAUUUAAACUAUUCCAAAAUUAACAUUUAAUACUGUUUUGAAAUUAAAAACUUCAUGUUCGAUAUAAAUGAGUCGUAGAAGACAAAUUUCUGGUAUGCCAUUCUACAAAAUAUCUGGCUACCAAAAUAAAGUGAAUUAAUCUUCGCUGGUUUUGUUGGCCUGACAAUAGCUUAUGCAUUACUUCUCACAAUCAAUGUGUAUGUUGGUAGUACAUUAUGGAAGCUACUGUAUAGCGAACGGUCCCAAAAAAUACUUCCAAAACCUGGUCUCAGUCUCGGCAAUAAGAGUUUCUCUCCCAUGCACUAAACUAAAGCUGGACUCCAAUAAUCCGUCUCUUUUCCGUUCGCUUCCCCUCCGCCCGGAUAAUCACGUGACCUCAAGCCAAUCUGAAGACGCAAAACAUUCCAUCCGUCCGACAAUCAAAAGCUUUCCAAUCUUUAAAAUUUUGACGGACGUAAAAAAAAAAGGUAUUCAACUGUGAUUGUUUUUUCAACGUGCAUUUAACACAUUUUAAAUGUUGAUGUUUGCUAAAAAAAAUUUACUGAGACAUACAAGUAAUCAAUCUCGCAUGAUUAAACUGUAAAAAUAUUAAUAGCUAAAAAAAUUGAGUUUAAUAAAUUUUAAGAGUCUAACUCAUGAACGUCAAUAUAAAUUACCUAUUCAAGAGAAAUUUUCACCACAAUUUGAACCUUCUAGUCUGUAGUCAGCAUCUAAAUGGAAAAGUAUUUGAUGGACGUGCAGAUCAUUGUGAAUCGCUCGGCUUGUGACGGACUGACGGAUGGUGACGGACGGACACGAAGUCUCAUGUUGUGUCCAGCUUAACACAGCAGCCUGGCUACACUUAACCCAAUUCCUUUGUUUAUUUUGGUUGUUAUAACCUUAGAAAUAUUAAUGUUGCAGUAGUUGGUAGUGUAUAAAUAUAAGGAAACAAAUUAGUAUUAACGGAAGAAAACCCAUAAUAAUGCAGGCAUUACAAAAUUAAUUGCAGAAAUAUAUAUAUAUUUUUUCUCCUUCGGAAAUUGUACCGUGAUGUUUAUAGCUAAACUCCAAAUGAAAAUAAUAAUCGGCACAGUCAAAUCAACACACGCAAUUCCUUAUUUAUUAAAUGUCCUCAAAUGACGACGUAGUAGGACGUUAAGAGCUUCUGAUUGGCCGAAAACAUAUCACGGUUUUAGCAAUAACAUAGUAUUAAGCGAGGGUUAAAGAGCAAACUCUACUUAACACUAAUGCCGAGCUUGUGUAAAUGCUUAUCGCAAUGUUCAUUGUAGAUAGUUAGAUUGUAUUACAUGGAGUUCAACUGUUGUGUAUAAUAUUGUGUUGUGCUUGUGAAAAGCUUAUGUUGAUUGUGGCUGGGCCUUUAACAAAUAUAUAUGCUAUAUACAUCUAUCUUACUUUCAAAGAUAAAGAUAAAUAAGUUAAUUAAAAACAUUCCUACUUUUCUCGUUCCAAGUUUAACAUGUAUUGACUUUAAAACUGGUAUGUAAAUGUUGACAAUUUUACUGAUAAUAAACAGUGUUAUUUUUAUAUUAACAUCUGUGUUUUUUUCCCCAUCCCUAAAAAUCUAUAUUCAGUGAAAAGCUAUCC
Molecule: messenger RNA, 2361 nt
Organism: Bacillus rossius redtenbacheri
Lineage: Eukaryota; Metazoa; Arthropoda; Insecta; Phasmatodea; Bacillidae
Exons: 4
Coding region: 74-607 (177 amino acids)
Source: RefSeq, a predicted model, not a curated record